AUGAUAACCAGAGAGGUAGAAGGUGGAGUUAUCAAAUGCCACCAUUACUGGCCCGUUUCUAUGAAGAAACCUUUGGAAUUGAAAAAUUGUCAUAUCUUCCUGGAGAACUACCAGAUACUUCAAUAUUUCAUCAUUCGAAUAUUUCAAGUUGUCAAGAAGUCCACAGGAGCUAGUCACUUUGUAAAACACUUGCAGUUCACCAAGUGGCCAGACCAUGGCACUCCUGCCUCAGCAGAAGGUUUUAUAAAGUAUGUCCGUUAUGCGAGGAAGAGCCACCUUACAGGACCCAUCACUGUUCACUGCAGUGCUGGCGUGGGCCGGACAGGGGUGUUCCUAUGUGUGGAUGUUGUGUUCCGUGCCAUUGAAAAGAACUUUUCAUUCAACAUCAUGAAUAUAGUGGGCCAAAUGAGAGAACAACGUUAUGGAAUGAUCCAAACAAGGUAA
This is a messenger RNA of Lagenorhynchus albirostris (white-beaked dolphin), 444 nucleotides long. RefSeq names its product protein tyrosine phosphatase non-receptor type 20 (gene PTPN20). The coding region runs from base 1 to 444 and encodes 147 amino acids. Gene Ontology annotation, molecular function: protein tyrosine phosphatase activity. Gene Ontology annotation, biological process: protein dephosphorylation. Gene Ontology annotation, cellular component: cytoplasmic side of plasma membrane; cytoplasm. Lineage: Eukaryota; Metazoa; Chordata; Mammalia; Artiodactyla; Delphinidae. The record is from RefSeq and is a predicted model, not a curated record. The transcript has 3 exons.